AUGGACUUUUUAGCAAAGAAGCGAUCAAAUCCGCGUAACUUCAAAAAUCGGUUGAGAGUAGAAAAUGCGGAGAAAGAGAUAAGAGAGCGAGCCGAUCUCGAGAAAAAGCGUCAGACGGAGAUCACCGAGCAAAAGGAAAAAAUUGCAUAUAUACGGAGCAAUUUUGGCGAAGAGGCGGCAUUUCAAGCAACCAAGGAAUCACAAAUAAUGUUCUUGUAUGAACCCCCGCCCGGGUUUUCGCUUGAAGAAAAGAUCGAAGAGAGAAUGAAAGAGAAGAAAAUUCGGAGUGGAGAAGAGAGUAAGAAACCUCGAGGAAGAAAUGAUCAGAGCAAAAAAGCAGAGAAGAAGUUGACCCGAGUCGACCCAAUAAUUAAAGACGGCGAACAACAGAAGGAUGAAAUUGAGAAACUUCUAUGA
Entamoeba invadens IP1 is the source of this 417-nucleotide messenger RNA. RefSeq lists its product as hypothetical. The coding region runs from base 1 to 417 and encodes 138 amino acids. The record is from RefSeq and is a predicted model, not a curated record. The transcript has a single exon. NCBI's taxonomy places the organism in Eukaryota, Evosea, Mastigamoebida, Endamoebidae.